Molecule: messenger RNA, 1596 nt
Organism: Pecten maximus
Lineage: Eukaryota; Metazoa; Mollusca; Bivalvia; Pectinida; Pectinidae
Product: ubiquitin carboxyl-terminal hydrolase MINDY-3-like
Exons: 12
Coding region: 79-1434 (451 amino acids)
Biological process (GO): protein K48-linked deubiquitination
Molecular function (GO): K48-linked deubiquitinase activity; calcium ion binding; cysteine-type deubiquitinase activity
Source: RefSeq, a predicted model, not a curated record
GCAAAUUAAACAAUAUGGCGCCACAGCAGCUAUGAGAAAUUGGUUUGAGCAUUGGUAAUGCUGUUGUAAACCGUCAUUAUGGCUAUGACUCCCGCCAAAUUGGACCAGCAAACUAUUCAGGACAUCAGGAAUUUACUAUGGGGGCCGGGAUUGAAAGACGAAAUAUUUACAAGAUGGACACAAGGAUUUACAUUCAGUGAAGAUGAGCCAACAGCCUUAGUACAACAUGAAGGAGGUCCAUGUGCAAUCAUUGCCCCAGUGCAGGCCUAUGUACUGAAGGCAGCACUUUUCAAAGAUAAUCCACAUGAGGAUAUAUCUGCAGUCACAGAGGAGGAAGCAAAGGAAUUAUUGUGUGCAGCUCUCACACAAAUCCUUAUAGAUGUCACUUCUGGUACGUACAAAGUUGUCUCCCUUGAUAACUCUUCCUCGGAACAAAACACAUCCAAUACUCAGGAAGCGUCAACAUCUGAUGCAGCAGCAACUGAAGAGGAGGAUGGGGAAAGGAGUCCAAAGCGUCCACGAUUGGAUGAGGACCUUUUCCAUUCACGACUCAGAUGUACCGAGUGUGAAGAUGAAGAAGCUCUCAGGACAUGUUUAAAAUCGUGCAUUCCAGAUUUUACAAAUGAAUUUGGUGUUUUAUUACAUUUAUAUUCUGUAGUAUUAACUAAGGGAAUAGAACAAAUCAAAAAUGAGGUUGAAGAUCCGGGGGAGUCUUUAAUAGAUUGUAUACAUGGACAUGGAAGCCAGAGUCUGAUUAACCUGUUCCUGAGUGGCAAAGCUGUGACAAAUGUUUGGGAUAAUGACAAAGAAGUCUGUGGUCUCAAGCUUCAUGGAAUACAUCGACAGGCCACGAUAGGAUUUCUAACACUACUAGAACACAUGCGAUACUGUGAGGUUGGAUGGUACCUCAAGAAUCCACGUUAUCCAAUAUGGCUACUUGGAAGUGAGACUCACCUUACCGUGUUGUUUUCUAAGGAGGAGAAUCUAGUUGUGAGAGAAUCCCCCCAUCUCAAUGCUAAACAGAUAUUCCAGUCAUUUGAUCCUGAAGGAAAUGGCUUUAUAUCUACGAUUCAGCUGGCAGAUCUAAUGAGUGCCUUAAAUUUGGUGUCGGAGAAAGAAUAUGUCGACAUUAUGACCACUAAGCUGGAUGCUGAGAGUCUGGGUAUUAUCACCAUGCACUGCUUCAUGGAAGAGUUCUAUCCAGGGGAGAGCACUAGCGAUACUCCGCGAUCCUUUACACUGUAUCACUAUAAUGGACUCGCCAGAUCAUGUAUAGAUAAUAAGGUGCAUUACCAAAGUGGCAAAGCUACAAUUCCAGAAGAGCUUGAUGUCCAGAUUAUCACAGAUGUGUCAACAAUGAAAAUGUGCUUGGAAACAAAAUGGCCGACAAUUGAAGUGACUUGGAACUCUAAUCACAUACCGUCACUUAACUAGAGUUUGCUAUGGUGCUUAAUCUCUACCGGUUACUUUGGUAAAUGUCAUUUACUCUUGAAGUUGGCUCUCUGUUAUAGCACGACAGUGUUCUCUAGAGAUAUCCCACAGUGGGGGAGGAUGAUUUAUACAGUGUUGUAGUGGAAGGGCUUUAUGUCAUUUUGC